CGAGUGUCAGUGGUGUGUUAUACGUUGUGUGUGUGUUAAGCCUGGUGGGUGACGUCACUAGUGCCAGGGUAAACACGGUCCAGGGGUCAGACCCCAGGCUGGUCCUCUAUCACCUUCACUACGGCGAUUGAAGGGGCACUAUUUAAGUCAUGGCCAUAGCUGGACCUCCAGGGUUGGAAUUUGACCACAAUUGGCCUGAAUCAGCAGAAUGUCUCACCUUAGACUUCGGGCCUUUUGAGACAGUACACAGAUGGAAAUGCAUGCCAGAAUGUGACGAGUUUGUGGGCGCCAGACGAAGUAAGCAUACAGUGGUGGCUUACAAGGAUGCCAUAUAUGUGUUUGGAGGUGACAAUGGCAAGUGGAUGCUGAAUGAUUUACUGCGUUUCGAUGUUAAAGAGAAGUCUUGGGGAAGAGCAUUUUCUACCGGAUCUCCUCCAGCUCCACGUUACCAUCAUUCAGCAGUGGUACAUGAAUCUUCAAUGUUUGUGUUUGGAGGCUUCACGGGAGAUAUCCAUAGCAAUAGCAACCUCAAAAACCAAAAUGACCUCUUUGAAUAUCGUUUCCAAACAGGACAGUGGAUAGAAUGGAAGUUUACUGGCAGAGCUCCAGUACCACGCUCAGCUCAUGGUGCAGCAGUAUAUGAGGGGAAGUUAUGGAUAUUUGCUGGCUAUGACGGUAACUUCAGACUCAAUGACAUGUGGACCAUUCCUCUUGGGGGUGAUAACCGGUUGUGGGAAGAAAUCAGCCAAACGGGAGAUUGUCCCCCGACGUGUUGCAACUUCCCUGUAGCUGUAGCAAGAGACUCUAUGUAUGUCUUCAGUGGUCAGAGUGGAGCCAAGAUCACAAAUUCCCUUUUCUACUUUACUUUCAAAGACCGAUGCUGGACUCGAAUAUCAACAGAGCACAUUCUUCGCGGUGCCCCUCCUCCACCAACACGUCGCUAUGGCCAUACCAUGAUUGCUUUUGAUCGUCAUCUUUAUGUGUUUGGUGGCGCUGCUGACUCUACUCUUCCCAAUGACCUGCACUGCUUCGAUCUAGACAGCCAAACAUGGUCAGUGAUACAACCAGCACCAGACUCUCAGGUGCCAUCGGGUCGACUCUUCCAUGCUGCAGCAGUAGUUGGUGAUGCCAUGUACGUCUUUGGUGGCACAGUAGAUAAUAAUGUACGCAGUGGUGAAAUGUAUCGCUUCCAGUUCUCUAGUUACCCCAAGUGCACUCUUCAUGAUGACUUUGGUAAGCUCUUGGAGAGUCAACAGUUUACUGAUGUUGACUUCCUGGUGGGACCCGAGGAGCAAAGAAUACCUGCUCAUGUUGUCUUUGUGGCUGCACGCUCACAGUAUCUUAGAAAUCGCAUUCGACAGGCAAUGGAAGCACGCGAUAAACAUUUGGAGAAAGUUUUUGGGACUGCAACUAUUCCACCACAGGAAAUGCCUACCCUUGAGGUGAAGCUACAAGAUGCUGUACCGGAGGCAUUUGAGAUGGUGCUCAACUACAUUUACACAGACCGCAUUGAUCCCUACCACUGCAAGAAAGACCAGAACCCCAACAAGAUUGUUCUCAUCAUGAUGGAUGUGUAUCGUCUUGCUGUGCAGUGCCACAUGAGAAGAUUAGAGCAACUUUGUGUACAGUACCUUGAAGCUACUAUUAAUCACCGUAAUGUGUUGGUGGCACUCUGCAAUGCUGCAAAUCUAAAGUUGUUCUUUAUAAAGGAAUUCUGUCUUAAGUUUAUUGUACGAGAGAGCAACUACAAUCAAAUAGUUAUGUCUAAGGAGUUUGAGAUGUUAGAUAAGCCACUGAUGGUAGAGAUAAUCCGCCGAAAACAGAUGCCACCGAUGAGAUCACUCCAAGAACCUCAGUUUGAAUCUUCAGGUACAACACUGGAACAGGAUAUGGAGCAGUUCCUAAAAAGUGUGGGUCAAGAUUUUUGUGACAUCACACUCAUGCUUGAUGGCUCGCCUAUCAGAGCGCAUAAGGCAGUUUUAGCUGCACGUUGCUCUUAUUUUGAAGCUAUGUUCAGAUCCUUUAUGCCAGAAAAUAGUAUGGUACAGAUUGCCAUUGGAGAGAUGAUUCCAUCACAACAGUCAUUUGACUCACUACUGCGAUAUAUAUAUUAUGGAGAUGUAGAUAUGCCACCAGAGGAUUCUCUUUACCUUUUCUCUGCUCCAUACUUCUAUGGGUUUACCAAUAACAGACUCCAGGCAUUUUGCAAGCAAAAUUUGGAGAUGAACGUAACCUUCGAAAAUGUGAUACAAAUACUUGAGGCAGCUGACCGCAUUCAAGCCACAGAUAUGAAGAAAUAUGCUCUCAACCUUAUUGUACAUCACUUCCCUAAGGUGGCUCAGUUACCCAAAAUGCGGUGCUUAAGCCGUGACCUGCUGCUGGAUAUCCUUGAGGCCCUCGCAGAAGACAUGUCAGAUUCCAAGCUCUGCCAUGAUAUGUCCUCCAUCAGCCUGAGCACGUCAGAUUCUGGAUGAACCCAGUCAUAAUUGUUAUGAUUGAAAUAUUUGAGUGCAGGUGAAAUGUGUGUUCACAACAUUUGUACAAAUGAAAACUAAUCUUUUCAUGCAAUUGAUAAAUACCAUUGCUGGUUAAGAAUGGAGUGAUUUGCAUGUUUUGGUUCAGUUUAUAAAAGUGUGUGCUCAUUCAGAACACAGAGCCAACGUGUCUGUAAUCUUUAACGUAUUGUAUCCGUUAAUUAUAACUCAUUAUUUGAGAUCUUAUUCAAAACCUUUUGAGACGUGAAACUCUCAAAGGAAAAACAAAAAAUAAGGUACCAGUACUUUAGUUUUUAUCAAACACAAUUAAGAAGCCAAGUCUUUUCAAUUUAUCAUUCACAAGGCAACUAGAAGGGUGACCAUGCAUUCUUGUUUAUUUUUUAUCUGAAUAAAAUAAUUAUACUAAUUUGCAUAUUAACAAACAUUUAGUAGAUAUUUCAUGGUUGGGCUCAAUAUAUAACAACAAAUCUGGAAAUGAAAAGGGGGUAACUACAUCUCCAAUAAGCCUGGUAUCUUGAUUUGCCACAACAUACAAAAUAUGGGGUAUUAAAAUGCACAAACCCAAGCUAUUUACCUAACCUAACCAAUAUAUGCAUAGAAAAAGUAGAUAUUUAUGAGUGCUACUUUUCAUAGUACCACUUAUUUUACAUGUUUGGGACUAUAGCAUAUAAAAUAAGGCACAUUAGUUGAGGGGAUGGGCUGCUCCAGCAGUUAUGAGUUUGUUUAUAUUUAGUGCAUGAAGCAAUGAAAAAAAAAGAUAUUGAAUGUAAUAAAAUGCCUCAGUGACACACUGUAGCAAGUCAUGCAGAGAUAGUUCCACACGAGUCACAAAGAAACCCAGUAGUCCUUAAUAGCCUACUGGAGACCAGAGCCAGAAGCUAGCAUCCUCAGGUGCAGGGAGUAGAGGAUUCUUUACAAUCAACCUCAUUAAAGGAAACAUCCAUAAAAUAAAGUGAAACAAAACAAUCACCUGCAAGUUUCACAAAUAAAAGAGAAAUGAAGAAGCAAACAACUCUAGUGUUUAUUCAACAUGGCUGACGGACUUAUCACAACCUCGUCCCCACUGACAAUCUCAAAGGAAGAGAAGCGUGUGGAAGAGGAAGGGGUCGAGGUUUAUAUCGUGGAGGCCAUGGACGUAAUCGUAAUGGUAGCGGAGGUGUGGAUAAUGAGUCACAAACAGCCCAGACCAAAACAAGUCUCAAACAGGUCUGUUGACAACCUGUUGGAGCCUAAAGCCUUAGGAGGAAAUAAACUCAAGAAUGACUGGACAAUGGAUGCAGAUGUUGUGAUUGCAAGAUUCAGUGGUUUUGUUGAGCCAAGGAAAGACUCAAGAGUUUGAGUCAAACUUUUCAGGGUAUAUUACUCUCAUUGAGAAGUUUUGCAUAGCUCAGACCAUAUGUGACAAGAGGUUUGGCAAAAUUUAUUCCCCAAUGUGCCUAUCAGUAAUAUAUGGUUUUGGUCUUGUGGAAGAGACUAUACCAGAUUGUCUUACCCAAAUGGGCUCUCAGCACAUACGAUGAUCUACAUACCAUGGUACCCGAACUCUUAGUGCCAAAGGAUAUUAGAGUAUACCUAGACUAUUGUAAGUGUUGCAGAUAAUGAAUUAAAGACACGGCAUUUCAGGUUUAAGGAAAGUAUUUCUUUACCAACUGCAUCUUGGAGCUAAAGGCUCCUUUGGGAGGAUCAAUGAUGAAACUCUCCUCUACUAUGAGACUAUGCCUGUCCCAAUUAUAUCUGUACUUUCUAUUAUAGGUGAUAUACAUUGUAUAUUGCACAAUUGUGAAAGUCAGUAGACAUUACUAAACCAUUUGACACCAGCUGCUAUUGAUAAACAGCCAGGAUUUCCCACGGCCAAUUUGUUGGCUUAUUGCCAAGCUAGAAAGUUGAUGUGCAGGUCAGCUUGAUGUUUCAGGCAAUUGUGGUCUUGUUAUCCCAGAUAAAACAAAUCCUACUCUCGUUAUGUUGAGAAUAUUCCCAUACUGUGCUUCAAGAUCUCAUCUUCUUUCCUGACUGGGCAAUUAAAUGAAUUUUAAGUGGCUGAUAGAAUUUUAUCAACCUCAAGCUAUUACUGGGUCACUAGCCUAAGUUCCCUUUACUCCUCAAGAGCAUAUAAUGAUCAGAACCCUGACCUUCAGGUUAGGGCAGCCAAAAAAACAGGCAUCACUUCAUGUUACAGGCAGACAGCACCUCAUUUUGCAGUUGGAGCAAAUUCAGGUUCCAUUUUAUGAGGCUCUUCAAUAACAAGACAACUGACUGUUAUUGAUACUUUUGAAUGGCAGUGAAUUUUAAGAGAGAUGGACAGAUAAUGAAAAUUCCAUCUUCUUGGUGUGUGAGGAGUGGAAUACAAAUGACUUUGCCCAGCCAGCUGUAUUACUGUAGUAUGCCAGUCUCGCUUCUUGCAGGUCCCUACUGUCCAAGUGGUUGAACACAAUUCCUUUCCUCUGUCCUAUACUACAUCCUUGUCCCAGAGCCUGGAGCAAGGUGUAUAAGGGGUUUGUGCAACUAUGGCAGAAGCAACAGCAAACAUAGCACCAGCCACUCCAACUCCAGACCCCAAGCCACAAAACCAGGCAAAUGAACCUGAAAUGGCUACCACCUGUCACUACAGAAUAAAAGAAACAAAACCAAAAGAUGGAGGCUUUAACUAAAAUAGAGGACCAGUGAACCCAAACAAUGCAGCCCAUGGGGUAGAGAGUAAUACUCGCCCAAUAGACAGCCGAGUGAAACAGUACAAAUAACUACAGUAUCAGUUUAUAGCAAAACCAAUAGGUAUUCCUCAAACUCGCAAGUCGUGAGUGCAAGCUCGGCAGAUCAAUCUACGACAAACCACACCAAAGACCCCGAAGGGCUUGCUAGGGCCUGACAAUAAGAGCCAAGCAGGAUACCUAGGCAGUAGGAAUGCUUGCUGAAGGAACUGACACCGAAUGCAGCCUGCAGGACAAAUAUUGCUAUGAAGGGCAUUAGUGGCAUGCCAUAUGUACAAGCACGAGAACCCAAGUGCCCCCCAUAGUCAAUAAACCCCAGAAUGCCCCAAAUCAUAAAGCCUCAGAGAAGUUUAUGACCCUUGCACUGCUAUGGGCAAGGCACAUUAAAUAGAAGGCUAGCUUCUAUGGGAAAGACCUGAAUUCACCAGGGAAGUAACUGUCAGGGCAAGGGGCAUCACUAAACAAGAGCUUAGGGAAGGACUGCCUUAUGCCCAUGCAGUUCAAAGUGAACAGUUUCCAAGUUCCCCCACAUGAAGUGAGACUUUUAAAUAUGCACAUAAAUAAAUCGCAUGAUGCACAAGCGAAUGAGCCCACACAGAACAGGGUCCGAAGGAUGGCCAACACUUAUCUAAAAAUAGUUGGAAUCCAAAAAACUUGGUGACUCAAAAAGCAGUCUUCACAGGUGGACAUCAGAUGAUGGAUUGAAUUGUGUUAACAUGGGAGCAGGCAUCUUCCUGGGUGCUGCCACCUGGCAAUGAACAGCUGAAACUAGGAAAGCCAAAAUUUAACUACUGGGUGGAUCAUAUGCAGGUCAUUUCUCUCUUCUCUUGAACCUUGCAGUUGUUUAUUUUGCUUCGCUUACUUUCUGAAGGUUGCCUUUGAUGAAAAUGAUCAUAAAGAAUGCCCUGCUCCUUGUGUCUCUGUGAGGGGAAGAGGGGUACCAGGUUGUGGCUUUGGUCUCCAGUAGGCUAUUAAGGACUUCUGGGGCUGAUGGUACUUGUGUGCGGAGUUAUCUCUAUGCAGCUAACUACAGGAAGCCACUAUUCGGAUCGGACCCCCUUAAAAAAAAAUCUAAUUUUUAAGUCAAGAACUACAGUAUAUUGAAAAUAUAAGUACUUAAUUUUUUAACAUAAUUGAAAAUACAUCCAGCCAACUAGAAGGGUGACCGUGUAUUCUUUAUCUAAUUCUGAAUAAAGUAAUCUCUUUGAUUUGCAUAUCAACAAGAGUUUAGUAGAUAAUUCAUGGUUGGGUUCAAAAUUUAAAAGACAACUAUCACAUUAUGAAUGAACUAGUAUCAACAGCAGUUUUUUUUUAUAUUCAGAGUAUGAAGCAGUAAAAACAAAUUUUUAUAUUUUUAAGAGCUGAAACUUUUUUUUUUUUACUGUACGUUACUAAUAAUAAUUUUCUUAAAUUAUUUGUUAAAUUUUUAUUAUAAUUUACUGCUUUUAAAAGAAAUUACAACAAUUAAAUACAUUGGCUGAGAAAUACAGUACAUAUACACACAGAAAUCACAAUAGCGUGAUACAUCAAAUGAACAAAUCCACAAAGGCCGUGAUGAGGGUUUAAACCUAUGUCCAGGAUGAUCCCAGAUGCGACUUAGUCGAUUGUGCCACAACAUGACACGACCAUGUCACGGCACAAUCGACUAACGCUCGUCUGGGAUCAUCCUGGACGUAGGUUCAAGCUGUUAUCACUGUCCUUGUGGAUUUCUUCAGUUACAGUACUGUACUUAUGUUUUAGCCUAUUCGGACAUACAGUAUAUCAGAAUUUUGUUGAGUGUUACUCUGUAUUUUGUGUGGUUGCAUGACUUUAAUGUUUACUAUAUAUCUUCUAUUGGCAGCAUUGAUAUCUUUACUCGGUAGAUAUCCAAUACAAUUGAAUAAUAAAAAAAUGUUAAAUUUCUUAUACAGUAAUGCACUAAAAUCCAUAAGAUGCUUAGUGCUUUAAAUGUGACUGAAAUAACCCACGUACAAGACAGAGUAAUAGAUACAGGGUCUCUGUGGUGCAGCAUCGCAUUACUGCAAGGUAUGUUCAUUGAGCAGGUAGGAGAGUUAUGUUGGGAUUUGGCCCAAGAUAACCGUUAUUAAUGUUUUUCUUUAAUAUCAGUCCACCUAAGCUAGUGCUUGGGUUUAAAGCCAAUGUAUAUAAUACACUGUAUAUAGAAAAUAUAUUAAAUUGAUUAUCCAUACUUCA
Messenger RNA from Procambarus clarkii (red swamp crayfish), 7393 nucleotides. RefSeq names its product Leucine zipper like transcription regulator 1 (gene Lztr1). The record is from RefSeq and is a predicted model, not a curated record. Gene Ontology annotation, molecular function: protein binding. Gene Ontology annotation, cellular component: Golgi apparatus. Lineage: Eukaryota; Metazoa; Arthropoda; Malacostraca; Decapoda; Cambaridae.